This is a messenger RNA of Chaetomium fimeti, 504 nucleotides long. RefSeq lists its product as uncharacterized. The transcript has 2 exons. The record is from RefSeq and is a predicted model, not a curated record. Lineage: Eukaryota; Fungi; Ascomycota; Sordariomycetes; Sordariales; Chaetomiaceae. The coding region runs from base 1 to 504 and encodes 167 amino acids.
AUGGUCCAUCAUUGCCCCGUCUGCAAGAAAGCGUGUUCCACGCGCUGCGUGUUCAAGGGCCACGUCGAGCAGUGCCCCAUAGACGGCUCCUAUUACAUGCGCGGCAAGUCAUGCAACCAGUGCGUUCAGUCUUCAACACUGUCGGGGAACAGUGACCGUCGCCGCCGGGAACGAGAGCGCGAAGAGGCCGAGGCCCGCCGCCGCCAGCGUCGGGACGAAGAGGAACGCGCGAGGCGCCAGGCGGAGCAGGACAGAAAGGAGCGAGAGAGGAGGGAGCGGGAGCGGGAGCGGGAGCGUGAGCGGGAACGGGAGAGACAGAGGAAGGAGAAGGAGCGCAGGGAGCGCGAGGAGAGGGAGCGUCAGGAGCGUCAGGAGAGGGAGCGUAGGGAUAGGGAGCGCAAGGAGCGCGAAGACAGAGACCGAAAGGGUCGUUCCGACAGCCGCGGUAGCGGGGGUUCACGCCAGACCUCCGGGUCAAACCGAUCCCGGCGCAACUACUAUUGA